Messenger RNA from Lasiosphaeria miniovina, 3057 nucleotides. RefSeq lists its product as uncharacterized. Bases 1 to 3057 code for a protein of 1018 amino acids. NCBI's taxonomy places the organism in Eukaryota, Fungi, Ascomycota, Sordariomycetes, Sordariales, Lasiosphaeriaceae. The transcript has 5 exons. The record is from RefSeq and is a predicted model, not a curated record.
AUGAUCACCAUCAAGGCGCAGGCGGAAUGCAUGACCAACCUCGUGCCGGCGGCGUCGGUGCCGGCCGAGAAGCGGUUCGUGGCCUUUCUCGACGCCAACUCGAGCCCGGCACUGUUGUCGCUCAGCAACGCCGGGCAGCUGAACCUGAUCCUCGACCACACGGGUAUUCCCACGAUUGCCGACUUUGGCGCCAAGAUUGGCAUCGACAGCUCGCACGCCGUCGUGGCCUUUGACGCCAGGCAGACGGCCGACGGCAAGCUCAGCAUCGCCGUCGCCACGGACCAGGGCGGCGGCAACUACGGGCUCAGCCUCGUCUCGUCGAUCGCCCCUGCCGACCUCGAGCAGGACAAGCUGCCCGACAGCGCCGUGCUCCGCAACUCCCAGCCGCUGCCGACUAUCUACGAGAGUGACUUCACCAAGAACAGCCAGCCCCUAGUCUUCCUUGCUUUCCACCCACCGGAAAGUAUCACCAAGGAGAGCCAGCUGGGGUUCGUCAACGUGGUGCUUGACACGGAGUCGGGCAACAUGGUGCUGCAGGUCGACACGUCAUGGAAGCUAGCAACAAACCCGCAAGCAAUCCUGGCCGUGGCGUUCGGCACGUGCCGGGUCGGCUCGGGGGCGUUCGUGCUGUACCAGAGCUCGGCAGGGCUCAAGCUGCAGUUCCGCACCUUCCAAGGCCACAACUUCCAGGUAGAGCCCGUGUGCCCGGCGGGCGCCACAGGCCUGGCAACGUACGUGCACCCCAAAACGGGGUACUCGGUGCUGCUAGUCGGCGGUGACACGGUCACCCAGUUCACGUCGCAGGAGUACGUGUCGCCGACGUCGGCCGGCACCACCAUCAUCGACGGCGCGGCCACGCCCGGGCUCAGGGGUCUACACGCGUCCGUCGCCCUGCAGACGGUGUCGGUGUGGUUCACGACCAAGACGGACAGCGCGUACUGCUAUACGGCCGCCGUCGACUCCAUGGCGUCGGGGCAGCUCGUGCCGCUACUCGCCGACGGCCACGGCGGCAAGCUGUCAGGGCUGCUGCAGGUGUCCGGGGCCGACCAGACCGUGGUUAAGACGUUGCUGUCGGCCGACCACAAGGGCCGCGUGACGCUGCUGCAGCAGGCGCCCGACACCAAGAUCUGGCGCAAGCGGCCCUUCUACGCGGCGUCGCGCACCAACAACGUGGCGCUGCACGGGCACGCCACGCGGUUCCAGCCCGUGGCCGAGGACCUCAACGAGGACCAGCAAAAGGCCAUUGGGUUCUGCCAGCUGCGCCUGGCCAGCACGGGUUACCUGCGCGCAGUCGUCAACGGGCAGGUGGCGGCGGUCACGGCCGACGGCGCCUGGUUCCAGACGGGCUACGACGGGUCGCUGACCGUCUUCUCCGAGUCCAAGGACGUGCCGAGCACGCUGGUCCACGUCACGGGCUUCAAGACACACGCCGGCGACGCCAUGGAGAUUGCCGUCGACGGCUCCAGCGACCCCACCGAGGCGCUCGUGGCCAAGCUGCGCGACAUCAAGACGGGCCAGGACCUGCUCGCCGCCAAGACCCAGGAGGGUGAGAGCCUGGUGCCGCAGGGCUCCAUCUCGUCUGCCGAUGCCGGCAAGGCCGCGGCCAUGGCGCUUGACAUCCAGAAGUCGGGCGGCGUCAUCCGUCCGCAGGGCGACGUCUUUGGCCUUCUCGACGACGUCUGGGAGGCCUUCAACUAUGUCGAAGAGAAGGUCAAGGACGCGGCUGACUGGGUGGUCGAUCGCGUGGGCGACGCCAUCCAGCUCAGCGUGACGCUCUUUGGCGAGGUGUACACGUUCGUGACCCAGACGAUCGACUCGGUCAAGAAGGCCAUGUCGUGGGUGCUGGCCAAGGUCAAGAUCGGCAUCAAGAAGAUCAUCGCCUUCGUGGGCUUCCUGUUCAACUGGGACGACAUGUUGCAGACGGCCGACAACUUCGCGGCCCUGUUCAACGCCGGCCUGGCCCUCUCGCGUAACAAGCUGUCGGGGCUCAACCGCGACACCAAGGCCUGGGUCAAGACGCUGCGCGACGCUGUCACCGACAGCGCCUGGGUCGGGGCCGGGGGCAUCACCGACCAGGAGGUCAAGGACGGCGUGCCCAAGGACCCCAAGACCGAGAUUGUGCACGGCACCCCCUACAACUUUUCGUCUUACCACCUGUCGCAUGGCGGGGCUCUGUCGGGCGCGACGGUCCCUGACACGGACGACAGCGGCUUUACCGACCUGUCGGAGCUGUUCAAGGAGGAGUUCGACAAGUUGGGCACCUACAUCUCUAGCCUGGCGGGCAACAUCAAAGACCUGCUGAGCGGGACGCACGACAGCAGCAAGAUCAUCACGGCGAUCGGGACUGAGACGGUCGACCUAGGGCUGGGGAUGCUCGCCGACAUCGUCGACGCGAUCUUGGGCAUCCUGGACAAGAUCCUGUCGCUGCUCGACACACUAGGCAAUGCCGAGGUGGAAGUGCCCAUCUUCACGGCGCUGUGGAAGCGCGUGACCAAGGGACGACCAUUAACGCUCCUCAACUUCUUCUCGCUCGUGCUCGCCGUGCCCGCCACCAUCCUGUACAAGCUCGUCUUCGGCACCAAGCCGCCCGCGCUCGGCGGCGGCCGCCUCAACGCCGACACGUUCGAGCUGUACCAGGCCGGCCGGCCCAUCCCGGGCGACCCGGAGCUUACGACCGACAUCCGCGGCUUCAUGCCGGCGUCGGACGUCGUCGUCACGCACCUGCUGGCCGAGAUCGGGAUUAUCUUCUCCGCCCUCGACCACCUCGACCCAGUGGGCGGCGCGCUGGCUGGCACGAACAUGGCGCGCGCGCGCCUGUACCAGUUCCCCGUUCUCAAGGCCGGCGGGGUCGGCGCCGCCGGGGAACUGUUCAGCUUGCCCAGCCCGCUGCAGAAGCUCAAGGACAUCUUCGACGGCGGCCUGCUCGACCUGAUCUCCAUCAUCAACAACAUGCCGCCCGAGGUAGGCGACACGGAGACCCAGAAACGGCUCCGCUGGAUUGUAAGCAUCCCGCCCCGCCCCCGCCUUCUCUCUUUCCUGAGCUUGUCUAUUUAUUAA